Molecule: messenger RNA, 4707 nt
Organism: Mercenaria mercenaria
Lineage: Eukaryota; Metazoa; Mollusca; Bivalvia; Venerida; Veneridae
Product: adhesion G protein-coupled receptor B1-like
Exons: 6
Coding region: 182-973 (263 amino acids)
Source: RefSeq, a predicted model, not a curated record
AAUUAAUAGCUUAUUAACAUUUGAAACGCUUCUAACUUCUGUCAGAUGCGCGUUUGUUUUAAAUGAUAUCAAACAUUCUUACUUCUCCGUGCUUUUAAAACUGAAACCUCUUUGACGGGCAGAAAUUAAUGUUCAAAUCAAGUAAAUUGUGUUAAAGUUUUAUCUGUUAAACUGUAAAGAAAUGAGAGCUGAUACUGGGUACGCGUUUUUAUUGUGUAUGGCUACUGUAAUUAGAAGACAAUGUAGCUGUGGAAAAGUGAAAAAAUAUCAGUCAAACGGACGAGUUUCCAACGUUACUGAAACCCAUACAGUGCGUUCAUUGUCGGAAUGUGCGGUUCUUUUAGAAAAGAGUGUGAACAGUUUGUCGGUUAACUUUAACCAGGAUGAACGUAAAUGCGAGCUGAGCGGAAUUUUCCCGGAAAACGCAACAACAACUGUUGAAGGAUGGACAGUGUACACAAAAAUUGCUGUUGACGGAUCCUGGGCCAACUGGAUGUCCUGGAGCACGUGUUCUGAGAUUUGCAAUGGCACAAGAACAAGAGCUAGAUUAUGCACGAAUCCACCCCCGAGCAAUGGAGGUCUGUCAUGUUCCGGUUAUACUACAGAAAAUGAAACAUGUUAUGAACAAGGCUGCUUUCUGGAAGAUAAUUACUACAUCGGCGAAGAAUCUGUAACAUGGGAAUGGGCAAAGGCGGAAUGUGAAAUCAGGAAUGCCAGUCUGGUCAUACUCGAAAGUCAAGGGGAAAUAGACUUUCUCGAAGCCAUUGUAACCGAAUUUGAACACUGGAUUGGCAUGAGAUGUAACUAUGGUAAAAAUUGCACAUGGAUUGAUGGAAGAAGUGUAGAGGGCGGGUUCCAAGCAUGGGCCCCUGAUGAACCGAAAAAUACAGAUUGUGUAUGGAUUGGUUACUUUGGAAGCACAUGGGACGACACUUAUUGCGACUUACCUCGAAAAUAUAUUUGUGAAUUCUGAACGAAAUACCACCCACAGGAGUAUAAUGUACGGUAGACAUACCAUGAUAAAAACAUGAAAAUCACAGCUAUGAUAUAAACAUAAACUUGUAUAUACUGAGACAUUUGUAAAUGCAGCAAACCAAAAUCUACAUUUCCUCGGAAGGUUGGGUCUUAAUAGUUUCGGAGUAAAGAAAUUACAGUUUUUGUGUUUACUGGAAACAACUUACCAAUAUAACAGUAAUACUUUGUAAACAGGGUAAACUACGUGGUUGUGUUAAGAAAAUUACUACGUUUGCAUCCCUGAAUAUGGCAUGAUCCUGAGCUUUUCGAACAAUUAAGCGUGAACAGAUCUGAACUGCCUUUUCGAACAAUCAAGCGUGAACAGAUCUUAACUGCCUUUUCGAACAAUUAAGCGUGAACAGGUCUGAAAUGCCUUUUCGAACAAUUAAGUGUGAACAGAUCUUAAAUGCCUUUUCGAACAAUUAAGCGUAACCAGAUCUUAACUGCCUUUUCGAACAAUUAAGCGUGAACAGAUCUUAACUGCCUUUUCGAACAAUUAAGCGUGAACAGGUCUGAAAUGCCUUUUCGAACAAUUAAGUGUGAACAGAUCUUAAAUGCCUUUUUGAACAAUUAAGCGUGAACAGAUCUUAAAUGCCUUUUCGAUCAAUUAAGCGUAACCAAAUCUUAACUGCCUUUUCGAACAAUUAAGCGUGAACAGAUCUUAACUGCCUUUGCGAACAAUUAAGCGUGAACAGAUCUUAACUGCCUUUGUGAACAAUUAAGCGUGAACAGAUCUUAACUGCUUUUUCGAACACUUAAGCGUUACCAGAUCUUAACUGCCUUUUCGAACAAUUAAGCGUAACCAGAUCUUAACUGCCUUUGCGAACAAUUAAGCGUGAACAGAUCUUAACUGCCUUUUUGAACAAUUAAGCGUAACCAGAUCUUAACUGCCUUUUCGAACAAUUAAGCGUAACCAGAUCUUAACUGCCUUUGCGAACAAUUAAGCGUGAACAGAUCUUAACUGCCUUUUCGAACAAUUAAGCGUAACCAGAUCUUAACUGCCUUUUCGAACAAUUAAGCGUGAACAGAUCUUAACUGCCAGCAGUACAUAUUGAAAGUAAACUAAAAAAAACACACACAAAAAAUCAUAACUGUUACACCUAUAUAUUAUUAUGGAAUUUGGAAAAGAAUAUGUUUUUCAAAAGGAACUUGCAACCUAUAUCAAAGUGUCAUUGGAGACAAAUAUCACUUAUUAUUAUAUUUAAAAUAUGAUAAGACCAAGAUAUAGCAACAGAUAAAACGUGUUACAACUUGUUAUUGAAAAAAGUACGAAAUAAAAAAAAACACUGUAUGUUUCCUGAAAUACCAUUAUAUUCCAUUACAAAUGAAAUCUAUUUAACAUGAUAACCUACCGCUUACAUUUUGAAUUACUUUACAUUAGGUUGUUUGAAGGUUCUUUUAUAUGUUGUUUUAUCCUUACAUUUUGUCAUAAAUUUGAAUUGAGACACCUAAUAUCACUUUACAAUUGUGCCCAACAUAGAAGGAGAAAAAUAAGAUAGUCAAAAAUUAUCAGGUUAAAAAUAAAAUGUACUUAACACACGAGUCUUCUAAACAUAUACACACAAAUGUUAAAACAGAGGGAAAAAGAAUUUUAGAAACCUCAUAGGUCGCUCAACACAACAAAAAUGAAAAAUGCUGCAAAGUUUGUUUAAUUAAGCCUGUUCAUGGACGGAAGUCGAAAUAAACACUACCGUCCGCGACCUUUAGCACUUGGUUGAGAAGUAUUCAAUAUCUGUUCAUUUAACAAGUACAAGAAAUCAGUGUAGAUCCGCAGAUUUGUUCAUACGGCGUUGUACAUAGAACCUUCAAUGAUGCACAGAGUGCAAUUGCACAAAAUGUUGACGUAUAUACCCAAGAUAAAUAUGGGUUUGCCGUUAACGAAUUAACAAUGAACAGAAUUUAACAAACUAGCUAAAAUCUAGAGAGGGGUUCUGAAGUGCAUAAGCUGUACGUCGUGCUAAACUAUAUCAAAUGGUCAAAAUUUACAAGCUCUGAUAAAAUGUAUGGGGCCAUCCAGCAGGCUAAUGGAAAGUCAGUGGUUCUACCCAUGUGCCCUCCCGAAAUAAAAUAAUGCACUGAAGGGUCUUACACCUAUUUCCGAAAAUUAUAAAAUCUAAAGCAGCACUCUAUAGGUUAUUUUUGGAAAACUUUGAUACUAAACUAGAACAUAUAGAUGCGUUAUUGAGUUGUUUAAUUCAAUUACAAAUACAAAAAAAAUGUUUUAAUAGAAUAUAAUUGAAAAACAAAUAAAUUAAUAAAAUAAGAGGGGUAACUCCAUAUAAUAUGUUACCUAGAGGUCUCUUUAUUAUACUUGAAUGAAAGGAUAUUUUGGUAUGUGUAUGCUUUGCAGUGUUUUGUUUAUCAUAGAAUAUAGAUAGUUAUAAUUAUAUAAAAAGCCCUAAAACUGAAUCUUUUGGUUUAUAUAUUUUUACACAGGGACAUGUAGUUUUGGAAAAUGGAGGGUGGGGGUAGUGUUACAAGACAAAAAGUAGCAUAAAGCAAACUUAGAAAAUUUUAUCUAGGAACCAAAACGAAUGAAUAAGUUUGCCUAAAAUACAAAUAGAAAAAAAAAUAUUCAAGGAUAAAUCUUAGGUAAGCGGGCCGAUUCAUAGGGAAUCUAGCAAUAAAUCGAAGUGCACAGUUUCUAAGGUAGUACUAAAUUAGGAAUGGUGCUGCAACCUGUUGUUGUACUAACAUAAUAGACUUAACAAAGUAUUGGUGCGAUGAUGGUGGUUAGCAUCGUUCAUGAGUGGGAAAUAAAUGUCUUUUUCAUAAUUUGGUAAAAAUCUUCUUUAAUUUAUAAUAAAGUGUUGAUAAUAAUAUUCAUUGGAAAGUAAUUUUAUAAAAGUUGGUUAAAAUUUUAGCAGGAAAUAAAUUUAGUUAAAAGUUUUAGAAAAUAUAUGAAAUAAAAGAAGUUGAUUAACCUAAAAAUUUAUUAGACUUGAUGUUUCUAUGGUAUGAACAAUUUUGUUUCAGUAUGAUCAUGUGAAGUAUUAGUAUUAACUUCCCUUAUAAUUACGUAAAUGAAUUACUUAAGACUGUGUAUAACAGAACAGCGCUCUUGUUCUGAAACAAAUGGAUAUUAGUUCUUUCAUUCUUAUUUAUUGCAGGUAUGAAAUUACUUUACAUAGGUUAUCAAAAAUUUGGUUUUAGGGGCAUAAAAUUCUGUUUUCAUAAUAAUUACUAUUUCAGAUUAUGAAUGAAUUUGUUUUGAUUUUUACGGUUUUGCGUUUUAAAAUGAUAUUUUUAUAUUUUUUGAUUUAUAUGGAUUUGCGUUUUAAAAUGAUAUUUUGACAUUUUAAUAUUCACUGUUUUGACUAUGACAAUAAGAUUAAAUUUAUUAAAGAGAAAAAAAAGAAAACUGUUCUGAAACAAGUGGAAAUUAGUUUUUUCAUUCUUAUUUAUUGCAGGACUGGUAAGAAAUUUCUUUACAUAGUUUAUCAGACAUUUGGUUUUAAAGGCAUAAAAUUCUAUUUUCAUAAUUAUUAUUAUUUCAGAUUAUGAAUGAAUUUGUUUUUGAAUUUGAAUUGAUUUAUAAAAAUUUGCGUUUUAAAAUGAUAUUUUAAUAUUUUAAUACUCACUGUUUUGAUUAUGACAGUUAGAUUAAAUUUAUUUUAAAACAAAAGUGAAAACUGAUCUGAAACAAGUGGAAUUAAGUUUUUUUCAUUCUUAUUUAUUACAGAUGGAAAUAGA